UCUAAGAUGCUUCUCCAGAAAAAAGGACCAUUACUCCAGUCUCCACUCAGACUCCUGAGUGUUUUGGUUUUCCAUCUUUUCCUAACAGAUUUCUGUAGAGGUCAGUCUCAGUUAUUUGGUUCAUCUCAGCCAAUAGUGGCAAACGUUGGUGAUGACAUCAUUUUGCCAUGUUACCUGGAGCCUGGGGUGGAUGUUUCUACCAUGACGCUGGAGUGGACGAGAUCUGACCUGAAUCCUAUAUUAAUCCAUGUUCGGCGUUCUGGUCAGGACCUUGCUAGUGCUCAAAACCCAUCGUACAGUGGAAGAACUUCACUGUCUAUUGAUGAAAUGAAGAAGGGAAACAUUUCAAUGAAAAUCUCCAAAGUGAAACCUUCUGAUACGGGGAGAUACAAAUGCUACAUUCCAAAACUGGAUAAAGAGUCUUUCGCUGAGCUUGUUGUUGGUGCUGUUUCCUCGCCUGUCAUUAAUUUAGCAGGGAUUGAUGGAGACAAAGAGGGAGUGGUUCUCCAGUGUGAGUCUUCUGGCUGGUAUCCAGAGCCUGAGGUGUUGUGGCUGGACGGUGAGGGAAAGCUCCUCUCUGCUGGACCUACAGAGACAGUCAGAGGUCCUGAUGACCUCUAUACUGUCAGCAGCAGAGUGACUGUGGAGAAGAGACACAGCAACAGCUUCACCUGUAGAGUCCACCAGAAGGACACCAACCACACCACAGAGACACACAUCACUGUUGCAGAUGAUUUCUUUGAGGUCCGGUCCAGCUCUACUUCCACCAUUACUGGUCUGGCUGUGGGUCAACUUAAAGCUGAUAAAAAGGAGCUGGAAGACCAGAAAAAGGAGCUGGAAGACCAGAAAACGGAGCUGGAAGACAAGAUAAUAAAGCUGGAAAAAAAAGAAAACGAGCUGAAGAAUCAACUGGAGAGCAAGGAUACAGAGAUCAUCCAGCUGGAGAAAGAUAAAGAGAGGAGUGAGAAGGAGCUGAAGGAGGAGAAAGAGAGGAGUAAGAAGGAGCUGAACGAGGAGAAAGAGAGGAGUGAGAAGGAGCUGAACGAGGAGAAAGAGAGGAGUAAGACGGCGCUGAACGAGGAGAAAAAGAGGAGUGAGACGGCGCUGAACGAGGAGAAAAAGAGGAGUGAGACGGAGCUGAAGAAGCUGAAAAAGGAGCUGGAGGGAAAGCUGGAAGAAAACCGACAGUCAGCUGGGAGCGAGAGGCUGAGAACCAAUGAAGAGCUGAAACAGACUCAAGAUCAGCUGAAGAAGACGACUGCAGAGCGGGACCAGACUAGAUCACAGGUGGAUCAACUAUCAGCUGAUAUCAGGAAGCUCCAACAGGAGAAACAGAGGAGAGAGGAGGAGCUGAAAGAGGAGAAGAAAAGAGAGGUGGGUCAAUUAGCAGCUGGUAUCAAGAAGCUCCAACAGGAGAAACAGAGUGAGGAGGAGCUGAAGCAGAAAGUGGAAAAGGAGCUGCAGGACAAGAAAAAAGAGGUGGAUCGACUAUCAGCUGAUAUCAGGAAGCUCCAACAGGAGAAACAGAGGAGAGAGGAGGAGCUGAAAGAGGAGAAGAAAAGAGAGGUGGGUCAAUUAGCAGCUGGUAUCAAGAAGCUCCAACAGGAGAAACAGAGUGAGGAGGAGCUGAAGCAGAAAGUGGAAAAGGAGCUGCAGGACAAGAAAAAAGAGGUGGAUCAACUAUCAGCUGAUAUCAGGAAGCUCCAACAGGAGAAACAGAGGAGAGAGGAGGAGCUGAAAGAGGAGAAGAAAAGAGAGGUGGGUCAAUUAGCAGCUGGUAUCAAGAAGCUCCAACAGGAGAAACAGAGUGAGGAGGAGCUGAAGCAGAAAGUGGAAAAGGAGCUGCAGGACAAGAAAAAAGAGUCCGAACAAAGCAGGAUGAAGAAGAUGAAUGAAGCUCAACAGCCUCAGAGUCUUCAGCCAGUGAAGCAGAACAGCAGCUCAACUGAAGGAUUUGUUAUUAAACUCGACCAACAGAAAACCAACUGGGAGGCUGGAUAUUACAAGUCUGGGAAGCUGGAGACGAACUUCAGGUCUCCCUCAUGA
Centropristis striata (black sea bass) is the source of this 2046-nucleotide messenger RNA. Its product is annotated as trichohyalin-like. Bases 7 to 2046 code for a protein of 679 amino acids. The record is from RefSeq and is a predicted model, not a curated record. NCBI's taxonomy places the organism in Eukaryota, Metazoa, Chordata, Actinopteri, Perciformes, Serranidae. The transcript is spliced from 17 exons.